GUGCCUAACCGCAAGUGAUAACGUGCGUGUGUGUGAAUCUAACCUACAACUUCACCCGAAAAUCAUAAUCAGCAGAAUGGCAUUCAAGUACGUCGUCCUGAUGGCACUGGUUGCCUGCGUAAGCGCCGGUGGACCGGCUGCCUACUCGAUUGCGGCUCCCAGUUUGGAUUACCACUCGGUCGGUUCCAGCCAGGAGCACACCGUCAAGGGACUGUACGGACAGAAUGUGCUAUCGCAGUACUCGAAGGCUGUCGAUUCCGCGCACUCGUCGGUGCGAGUGGCAAGCUCCCGGCUGAGCAAUGAUGGGCUAGCGUACGGUCCGCACUAUGCGCAUGCCGCUGCUUACCCCCAUGCUGCUCACUAUGCUGCCCCAGCUUAUCGUUACGGAGCUCCUGCCAUUGCCGCUCCGGCCGUCCAUUACGGUGGUGCAGCCCUGCACUACCCAGCCGCCGCCCCGGUUGUUAGGGCCGCCUACCCUGCCUACGGUCAUGCUGCUGCUUAUCCCGCUUACGGACAUGCCGCCGCCUACCCAGCUUAUGGACAUGCUGCUGCCUAUCCGGCCUACGGACACGGUCUAGCGUACAAAGCCCCAAUUGCCGCUGCCCACGUGGCCCACCCCGGAGCCGUGGUUUCGUUCUCCGGUCUCGGUGCUCAGUACGCGUGGUAAGCGCAGAUACCAUACCAUCAGCCAGGACUCCCCCGAAACCAAUUUCAAACGAAGAACCGCCACGCACUUCCGGAACACUCUCUUCGUCCAGCUGCCCUGCUCCGGAACACACACACGGAUACGACGAACUAAUACGAUAAGAGAUACUACGGUCACCUACAGUCAAGGGAAAAUGUGUACCUUUUGUGCAUAUGUUUUGUAGCUUUAAUUUUGCAGCUUUUGGAAUAACUGCGAGAACUGAGAUUAUCAUUCUAGUGAAAAAAGAUAAAGUAAAUGUAGCUUUUAUACUUUUCGGUUUUACAACCUUUGGAACCUUCGCUGGGCUACCCCCGAGCGGCGGAUCCACACUGUACAUACUUAUUAUCCCCGUGUAAAAUGUUCACUCAUCCGAGCGAGAGAGAGAACCCUCCAAAAGAAAGAAAGCAAUAAAAUUGUGAAUGAGAAAAACCACA
Molecule: messenger RNA, 1119 nt
Organism: Topomyia yanbarensis
Lineage: Eukaryota; Metazoa; Arthropoda; Insecta; Diptera; Culicidae
Product: cuticle protein 21.3
Exons: 5
Coding region: 77-667 (196 amino acids)
Source: RefSeq, a predicted model, not a curated record